This is a messenger RNA of Microsporum canis CBS 113480, 918 nucleotides long. RefSeq names its product elicitor protein. Gene Ontology annotation, molecular function: RNA binding. Gene Ontology annotation, cellular component: nucleus; cytoplasm. Bases 1 to 918 code for a protein of 305 amino acids. The transcript has 5 exons. The record is from RefSeq and is a predicted model, not a curated record. Lineage: Eukaryota; Fungi; Ascomycota; Eurotiomycetes; Onygenales; Arthrodermataceae.
AUGGCGGACGUCCGGUCCAAGAACCCAUACGAGCUUCUUGGCAACGACCCUGAGCUCGACCCUAACAGAGAGCCGGAACCUCCAGUGAAGGUCGUUGACAAGAACCCUCCUCGCCGCGGAAAGCGUGAUGGCCCGAAUGAGCCUCGCGACACUGCUCCUCCACGUACCAACAACCGUGGUCCCAGACUUCCUACAAACGAGCAAGCGUUCCGCGACCGCAAUGCUGGAUCUCAAAACAACCGCAACAGGCCUACCGAUGGCCCCAGCGACCGGGCUCAACCAGCUGCCCACAAGAACCGUGACGCCCGUGGUAACAUGAUCCGCGAAGACCGUCACUCUCGCACUGACCGAGUUGUCACAGACAAGCAGGUCGAACAGGGCUGGGGAUCCCGCUCUGGCGAGUCCAACUUGAAGGACGAGCGUGCCGGAGAAGACAUUGCCCAGAGUGAUGAAAAGGAAGCCGAUGAGGCCAACGCUGAGGAGCCAGAGGAGGAGCCAGAGGACAAGAGCAAAUCAUAUGCCGACUACCUUGCUGAGCAAGCUGAGUCUAAACUCGAACUCAGUGCAAAGGAAUCCCGCAAGGCCAACGAAGGAACCAAGGCCGACAAGAAGUGGGCUAACGCCAAGGAGCUGAAGCGCGACGACGACGAAGAGGCCUACAUCAAGGGUCAGAGCAAGGAGACCAAGCGAGAGCGCCAACGCAAGGAGAAGAACGUCCUUGAGGUCGACAUGCGUUUCGUCGAGGCACCCCGACGAGGCGGUGACUCUUUCCGUGGCCGUGGUCGUGGUGGUCGUGGUGGACGUGGUGAGUUCCGUGGCGGCCGUGGAAACAGUCGCGGAGCUCCUCGUGGCGGUCCUCCCCACGCUUCCGGCCCUACCGUCGACGAGAAGAACUUCCCUUCUCUCGGAGGCAAAUAA